AUCGUGGUGUCCCGCGGGCGCUUGCGCAGGUUCAUCUGGAUUUUGCUAACUCUGAGUGCGGUCGGGCUGAUCCUGUGGCAGUGCGCUGAGCUCCUCAUGAACUAUUACAGCGCUUCCGUGUCCGUCACCGUCCAGUUCCAGAAGCUGACCUUCCCAGCCAUCACCAUCUGCAACAUCAACCCCUACAAGUACAGUGCAAUGAAAGACUAUUUAUCUGACCUGGACAGAGAGACAAAAAAUGCUCUGGAGACUUUCUAUGGAUUUUCGGAGGGCAAAUCCAAGGUGCGCCGCUCGGUUGGUGACGGGAACGGCACAGGGAGCGAGUUCUUCCAGCAGAUCCCCCUGCUGAAGUUUGAAGACUUCUCCAAGACGGUCACUGACCUCCACAGUGGCCAGAAGAGAAAAAUUGAGGGCAAAGUCUUUCACAAAGAUUCAUCCAUAGUAAACUCCGGGGAUUCGAACGAUAUCAUCGGCUUUCAGCUGUGCGAUGCGAACAACAGCAGCGAGUGUGCCCUUUACACAUUCAGUUCGGGCGUUAAUGCUAUCCAGGAAUGGUACAGGUUGCAUUACAUGAACAUCAUGGCACAAAUUCCCUUGGAGACUAAAGAAAAACUGAGCUAUUCUGCCGAUGAGCUUAUACUGACAUGUAUCUUUGACGGCCUCUCUUGUGACAAAAGGCACUUCACUGGUUUCCACCAUCCUCUGUACGGCAACUGCUACACCUUCAACAGCGGAGAAAACGAGACCGCCCUGAGCACCUCCACCGGCGGCAGCGAGUACGGACUGCACGUUGUUCUAUAUAUAGAUGAAGCAGACUACAACCCUUUCCUGGUGACGUCAAGCGGGGCCAAGAUCAUGGUCCACGACCAGAACGAGUAUCCCUUCAUUGAAGACAUCGGCACAGAAAUCGAGACAGCGGCGGCCACCUCCAUAGGGAUGCACUUUACUCAAUCUCGCAAGCUCAGCAAACCCUACAGUGACUGCACAGAGACUGGGGCCGACAUACCCGUGGAAAACCUCUACAACAAGAGCUACUCGCUCCAGAUUUGCCUGCACUCCUGUUUCCAGAAGGCCAUGGUGGAGUCCUGCGGCUGUGCCCAGUACACCCAGCCCUUACCCGCCGGGGCAGAGUACUGCAACUACAAGAAAAACCCCAACUGGAUGUACUGCUACUACAGACUGCAUGAAAAGUUCGUGAAGGAGCAGCUGGGCUGUCAGCAAAUUUGCAAGGAUGCCUGCAGCUUCAAGGAAUGGGACCUCACCACCAGCAUCGCCCAGUGGCCGUCCAUAGUGUCUGAGGACUGGAUGCUUCGAGUUCUCUCUUGGGACCAAGGGCAGAAAAACAACAAGAAGUUAAACAAAACAGACCUAGCAAACCUCAUGGUGUUUUACAAAGACCUGAAUGAGAGAUUCAUCUCAGAGAAUCCUGCCAACACGCUGGUCACUCUUCUUUCCAACUUCGGUGGCCAGCUGGGCCUGUGGAUGAGCUGCUCAGUCGUCUGCGUCAUUGAGAUCGUGGAAGUUUUCUUCAUUGACUCGCUCUCCAUCGUGAUGCGGCGGCGGUGGCAAAAGGCGAAGAAAUGGUGGAACAACCGAAAAAGAAAGCAGGGCGGGAAGCCGUGCCAGGAGAGCGAGCUGGAGAGACAAGGCCACGAGAACCCCGCGUGCAUCGACGAGGACCUGCCCACGUUCAACACGGCGCUGCGCCUGCCGCUGCCCCACCAGAGCCCACCGCCCCGCACGCCGGCGCAGGGCGGCCUCGGUGCUGGCGCCGGGAUGUUGCGGAGCUGGGCCCGGCUGCGGCGCCGCUCCACGCUGUGCAAGGCCCGGCCGGCGCCGCACGGCCCGGGCCAGGACUACCCAAUGGCCCCGCGUCUUGUGGGUGCAGAGCAGCUACAGACCCUGGUGCCUCCUGCACGGGGAGGCCUCUUGUGA
Tinamus guttatus (white-throated tinamou) is the source of this 1935-nucleotide messenger RNA. RefSeq names its product sodium channel epithelial 1 subunit gamma (gene SCNN1G). Gene Ontology annotation, molecular function: ligand-gated sodium channel activity. Gene Ontology annotation, cellular component: plasma membrane; sodium channel complex. Gene Ontology annotation, biological process: sodium ion transmembrane transport. The record is from RefSeq and is a predicted model, not a curated record. NCBI's taxonomy places the organism in Eukaryota, Metazoa, Chordata, Aves, Tinamiformes, Tinamidae.